This is a messenger RNA of Trachemys scripta elegans, 978 nucleotides long. Its product is annotated as olfactory receptor 11A1-like. Gene Ontology annotation, molecular function: G protein-coupled receptor activity; olfactory receptor activity. The transcript has a single exon. Lineage: Eukaryota; Metazoa; Chordata; Testudines; Emydidae. Gene Ontology annotation, cellular component: membrane. The record is from RefSeq and is a predicted model, not a curated record. The coding region runs from base 1 to 978 and encodes 325 amino acids. Gene Ontology annotation, biological process: G protein-coupled receptor signaling pathway.
AUGGCGAACCCAGAGUGGGGGAAUGAAACAGUUCUCACGGAAUUCAUCCUGGUAGGAUUUUGGAAUCUCCCUGAGCUACAAACUCUUCUCUUCCUGCUGUUUCUCGUCAUCUACAUCGUGACCGUGGCUGGGAACAUCCUUAUCUUUGCGCUUGUUGUGGCUAAACAGCACCUUCACACCCCCAUGUACUUCUUCCUGGGGAAUUUGUCCUGCUUGGAGACCUGCUACACCUCCACCAUCCUACCCAAGGUGCUGGCCAGUCUCCUGACUGGGGACAGGACUAUUUUGUUUAGUCUCUGCCUCACACAAUUUUAUUUCGUUUGUUCUCUGGUGGUUACAGAAUGCCUUCUCCUGUCAGUGAUGUCCUACGAUCGGUAUUUAGCGAUAUGCAAUCCAAUGCCCUAUGCAGCCCAUAUGAGUGUCAGGGCCUGCCUCCAGCUUGCAGGUGGCUCUUGGAUAGGUGGCUUCCUAUGCAGUGGCAUAUUAACAUUGUCUAUAUCUCAGUUAACAUUCUGUGGCCCCAACAUUAUUGAUCAUUUCUUUUGCGAUUUUAUCCCCCUUGUAAAUCUCUCCUGCAAUGACCCACACUUGAUGGAAACGCUGGCUUUGACACUCAGCUUUCUUUUCUCACUGGUCCCAUUCCUACUUAUCAUGAUGUCCUACAUCUGCAUCAUUGCCACCAUCCUGAGAAUCCCAUCCACCACCGGAAGGCAAAAGGCCUUUUCCACCUGCUCCUCCCACCUCAUUGUGGUGAGCAUUUAUUAUGCAACUCUGCUGAUUGUCUAUAUGUUCCCAACCACAGAUAUCCUGAGCAACUUCAAGAAAGUUCUCUCUGUCAUCUACACCGUCCUAACUCCCCUGGUCAAUCCCCUCAUCUACAGCCUGAGAAACAAAGAGGUCCAGGAGGCCCUGAGGAAAGCUUGCAGGAAAUUCAUGCUUGGACCAUGCGAACCGGUCAAUUUCCUUGGGUUAAAAUAG